AUAAAAAGGGUUCUUCACCCAUUCACCUUCUCCACAAAGGCUGUGUCAGUGAAGAAGAAGAAGAAGAAGAAGAAAAAAAAUAGCAGGUUUUCAGAGAGAGAGAGAAAGAAGAAUUGUGGUGGCCAAAGAAACUCUUUCUAAGGGAGCAAUUGAAAUCAAGAACUGUGCCAUUAACAACAGAUGCAGCAACAAAAUAGUAGUGCUGAUGCAUUUAUGGGAGGUGGUGGUGGUGGGGGAUCCAGUUUGACUUACCCUGAAGUAUCGCAAAUCCUGCCAUGGAGUCUACCACCAGUUCACAACUUCAACCCGAUUCACUACUCAACCCGUGACCACGAUCCAUUUCUCCUCCCUCCGGCUCCAUCAGUACCCUAUGGAGGUUUAUUCAACAGAAGGCCUCCGGGUUUGCAAUUCGGGUAUGAGGGUUCAUCAACAGACCAUUUAAGACUUAUUUCAGACUCCCUUGGGCAGGUGGUACACACUGGCUCCGCCGGCCCUUUUGGCCUUCAGGCGGAGCUGCAGAAAAUGACUGCUCAAGAAAUCAUGGAUGCUAAGGCACUCGCUGCAUCUAAAAGCCAUAGUGAAGCUGAGAGGAGACGCAGAGAGAGAAUUAAUAACCAUCUUGCUAAGCUCAGAAGCUUACUUCCAAGUACAACCAAAACGGAUAAAGCUUCAUUGCUUGCAGAAGUAAUCCAGCAUGUGAAGGAGCUGAAGCGCCAAACUUCUAUAAUAGCAGAAACAAGUCCAGUCCCAACUGAGGUCGACGAGUUAAUAGUGGAUGAUGCAUCAGAUGAAGACGGUAAAUUUAUGAUCAAAGCUUCAAUCUGCUGUGAAGACAGACCUGAUCUUUUGACUGAUCUUAUCAAGACCCUAAAAGCACUAAGGUUAAGAACGCUCAAAGCUGAAAUUACAACACUUGGAGGGCGUGUGAAGAAUGUUUUGUUCAUUACUGGGGAAGAAGAUGAGCAGGAGGAACAGCAACAGUACUGUAUAAGCUCAAUACAAGAAGCCCUUAAAGCAGUUAUGGAGAAAUCUAAUGGUGAUGAAUCUGGUUCAGGGAAUGUUAAGAGACAAAAAACCAAUAUCAAUAUAUAUCCUUGAAUACUGGAGGUCACUCUAAGAUAUAAUUGCCAUGAAUUAAACCUUAAUUUAGUUCUUCCUUUUUAUUACUCUUUGUGUGAUUUCUUGGUUGUGUGUGCAUGUGUGUGUGUGUGUUUUAGUUUUGGAUCUUAAAACAACUUACUAUAUUAUGUUUUGAGAAAUUCAUCAUUUUGGUAUGAAAGGGAAUAUGAAAGUAUAAAAACUCGAAGAGGAGACAGUAAGUGAAAGAGACAACUCAUCGGAGUGGAAUGCGGUUGGUGAGAGUUUGCAACUUGGUUUUCUUGAGCAUAAUUCUGUACACAAAGAGAGGGUGGGGUGGCAUAGGUGCGGGGUAGAGAAAAAUAGUUAAGGAUCUUUUUCGUGAGGAGAGAGACCUUAUAUCAAAUCCAAAGAUAGAAAUAUGUGGACUUUGAAGAGUAAAACAAGCAGUCAUACUAAGGCAUUGUAUAAUCCUCAGAAAGGUGACGAUAUCGUUUUCAUCAUAUGCUACAACUCCCUACCACAAACAGCACCGCCACCAUCUCCUCCGCCGUGCAGUGGUGUUUCAGGCUUCCAUGCUACAGUCCCGCCGACACCUCUUCUGCCGUAAUGUGGUGGUUCAGGCUUUAAUCUCUGGUAUCCUACUACAACCUUUGGGAAUAUAUGUACGCAUAAACAUUAAUUAAAUGUUUGGUAUAUUUCCCUUUCUUCCUCUUGUAAGAUGAUGAAAUCAUCAACCUAUAUGAAGUGCAUGGUUUUUAGUUGCACUGUAUUGUGGAAAACCGGAAUUUGCUUUUGUAUUCUUCUCUAUUUUCAUCUCAGAUUUCAA
Olea europaea var. sylvestris is the source of this 1906-nucleotide messenger RNA. Its product is annotated as transcription factor bHLH30-like. The coding region runs from base 181 to 1098 and encodes 305 amino acids. The record is from RefSeq and is a predicted model, not a curated record. Gene Ontology annotation, molecular function: DNA-binding transcription factor activity; protein dimerization activity. Lineage: Eukaryota; Viridiplantae; Streptophyta; Magnoliopsida; Lamiales; Oleaceae. Gene Ontology annotation, biological process: regulation of DNA-templated transcription. The transcript is spliced from 3 exons.